CUCACUCCGACGGCCGGUAUCACCCCGCCCCCAUUAUCCGUUUCCUCAACCGGGUCGGUUCCACGUCCCCCCAGUACCUUCCUCCUCCCCGGCCGGUCUCCGGAAUUCCCCCACCCUCCAGCAUCCCCCCCUACCCCGUGGGUUCCUCAUCACCCCAGUAUCCCCUCUCUACUGGGUCAGUCUCCCAUUGCCCCAGAUCCUUCUCCUGGCCGGUCUGUCGUCCCCUCAGUAUUCCCGUUCCCCGUCAGAGUCAGUUCCACAUCCCCCUCCCCGCCCCGUCGGUGCCGCGCUCAGCCUCACGCGGUGCCGCCUCCCGCCUGGAUGCCCGCCGGACUGCCAGGCCGCAGUGGGGUGGAGGCUUGGUUGGGACGGAGGGCCCGGCCAGCACUGGAGGAAGAAGCAGAGUGCCCACAGUGCUGUUACUCUCAGCACCAAGAGAGUUCAGCCUCGUGAGACUACGGAAUUGCUGUGCUGUUAAUAGUAAGGGGAUGUUGUCCACAGGUCCUCUUCUCAACCUUUUAGAAUUUGAAGGGUUUCACCUGAAUUCAACGAGGGUGAAAGUUUUAGAAACUGCAGUAAGAUCUCGCAAAGCGCUGCGUCGUGCUGCGGUUUCUGAAGUUUCCUCCAAAUAGGAAGAAGACCUCGGAAGAGAUAUUUCAACACCUGCAGAACAUAGUGGACUUUGGGAAAAAUGUCAUGAAGGAGUUUUUGGGGGAGAACUAUGUUCAUUGUGGGGAGGUGGUUCAGCUACCUUUAGAGUUUGUGAAACAGCUUUGUUUAAAGAUACAAUCUGAAAGACCAGAGUCUCGCUGUGACAAGGACCUGGAUACUCUCAGCGGUUACGCUAUGUGCCUUCCUAAUUUAACCAGACUCCAAACCUACCGCUUUGCAGAGCACCGGCCGAUUCUGUGUGUAGAGAUUAAGCCAAAAUGUGGGUUUAUUCCUUUCUCGAGUGAUGUCACGCAUGAGAUGAAGCAUAAGGUCUGUCGAUACUGCAUGCACCAGCACCUCAAGGUAGCAACUGGGAAGUGGAAGCAGAUCAGCAAAUACUGUCCCCUUGAUCUCUACUCAGGAAACAAACAGAGAAUGCACUUUGCCUUGAAGAGUUUGCUGCAGGAGGCACAGAACAACUUGAAGAUAUUUAAGAAUGGUGAGCUGAUUUACGGCUGCAAAGAUGCCCGGAGCCCCGUGGCUGACUGGAGCGAGCUUGCACACCACCUGAAGCCGUUUUUCUUCCCUUCCAACGGCCUGGCCAGUGGGCCCCACUGCACAAGGGCUGUGAUCAGGGAGCUGGUGCACGUGAUCACGCGGGUGCUGCUGAGUGGCUCGGACAAGGGCCGGGCAGGCACCCUGAGUCCGGGGCUCGGGCCUCAGGGCCCGCGAGUCUGCGAAGCCAGCCCUUUCAGUAGGAGCCUUCGCUGCCAAGGAAAAAACACCCCAGAGCGCUCGGGGUUACCGAAGGGCUGUCUUCUGUACAAAACCCUCCAGGUGCAGAUGUUGGACCUGCUGGACAUUGAAGGCCUCUACCCUCUGUACAACCGGGUUGAGCGAUACCUGGAAGAGUUUCCCGAGGAGAGAAAAACCUUACAAAUAGAUGGGCCUUAUGAUGAAGCAUUUUACCAGAAGCUGCUUGACCUUUCCACUGAGGAUGACGGGACAGUGGCCUUCGCGUUAACGAAGGUGCAGCAGUACCGCGUCGCCAUGACUGCCAAGGACUGCUCCAUCAUGAUUGCACUGUCUCCCUGUCUGCAGGAUGCCAGCUCUGAUCAAAGGCCUGUGGUCCCUUCAUCGAGGUCCAGGUUUGCCUUCUCCGUGUCUGUGCUGGACCUUGACCUCAAGCCCUAUGAGAGCAUCCCCCAUCAGUAUAAACUGGACGGCAAGAUCGUCAACUAUUAUUCAAAGACUGUACGUGCCAAAGACAAUGCCGUGAUGUCGACUCGGUUCAAGGAAAGUGAAGAUUGCACAUUAGUUCUCCACAAGGUCUAACUCUUUCCCUGCAAUGUCUUUGAAACUUGAACAUAGAAUGUGAAGGCUGAAUGAUAGAGAUAUUUUCUGUUGUGGUGGGUGACCUUUGGUUGUGAAUGGUUUUGCUUUUAACCCCUUUUGAGGUGGGAUUGCCUCUUGGAGACAUGGAAUUGAAGAGCACUAGAAACAUCUUCCUGGACAAGGAAUGUAGGACGUGAGUGCUGUGUCCCAGGAAGCUGCUCACACUCUUAAAAUGGAAGUGUCCGUUAAGCCCUGGGAAGACCUUCUGGAUAGUUCUUCCUUCCCAACCAGGGCUCAUGUCUGAUUCUCUAAUGCGAAAAGCCUUAUUCUAAGACCCAAGGUUUGGAUCUGCUACCACCAGACUCCUAACAUAGAAAACUUGAAUUGUCACAUACAUUUUACAGUUUGGACUUUUAAGAAAACAUGGAUACUACUGGAACUUUCCCCAGCUGAGUUACAUGGUUACUUUUUCAGUGCAAGCCACGUAUCAACACAGGUUUUUAGGUGGUUCCCUGCUGCACAGCGUGACCUUGUGGUCGUGCAGAUGCCGAUUCUGAGCAGUGUAGACUCAGGGUCCCUGUGGAGGUGCUGAAGCCCACAGUUCCACACAGGGCAGCAGGGAGCGCAAGACUCAGGUCAGGAUGGACACCACUCAUGCGAGCACUGACCUUUUUUUUUUUGCUUUACAAUUUAAUCUUUCACAUGAGGGGGGAGAUGAGCUGUUCUUUCCCACUAAAAAUUGCUGCUGUAGAAGUUGGAGGUGGAGCUGUGACUGGCUGAGCUGCUGUGGCCGGGCUGGGCAUUGUGCCCCAACAGCUCAGUGCUUUCCUGACACUCCAGUGUCUGGGGUGGUUGAGGAGCGAGUUCUCUCUUCCUCCCAGACCAAAAGUUCCUCCCUCGGGUUUGCCUUGAGAUGUGUUGCGUUUUUGGGCCCCGUGGCCUCUCCCUGUUAGGCUGCCACAGGCCCUGCUUCUGGAAGGUGAACAGCUCCUGGCUGCUGCCGAGAGGGUUCUCGUUGGGGUCACCAAAGUGUGCCCGGCUGCUAUGAAAAACGUUGGGAAUCUUGGUUUCAGUUUUUUAUUCUAUGCUAGGUUGUACAGACUUAUUUAUAUCGUUUUGAGGGACUAAUGGAGGCUUAUUGUAACAUUAGUGAAACCAUGGAAUUAUAUGAAAAUGAUACAUGAGAAAUAAGGAAACUAUUUUGCUGAUUGUAAAUUUUUGUGGGAAAUUUUGUGAUAACUUGAGAAUUAUACUUGUUUGAAUCAAGGCAA
Gorilla gorilla gorilla (western lowland gorilla) is the source of this 3257-nucleotide messenger RNA. RefSeq names its product inositol-pentakisphosphate 2-kinase (gene IPPK). Gene Ontology annotation, cellular component: nucleus. Bases 697 to 1986 code for a protein of 429 amino acids. The record is from RefSeq and is a predicted model, not a curated record. NCBI's taxonomy places the organism in Eukaryota, Metazoa, Chordata, Mammalia, Primates, Hominidae. Gene Ontology annotation, biological process: inositol phosphate biosynthetic process. The transcript has 13 exons. Gene Ontology annotation, molecular function: ATP binding; inositol-1,3,4,5,6-pentakisphosphate 2-kinase activity.